GUGAAAGUUCACCAGCAUGGCUCUCACGUAUCAGCUCGCAGUUUGGGAAAGUUGGACACCACAGGCGGUUUAAAAUCCAAACCACAGACAGGGCGACAGGAGAAGAAACCAGCAUGACGACCGAGAGAGUCUCGGCUCUGAGCGGCGGCGACGCGCCGGAGGACUCGGCUCUGGGAUAUUACGACGACGAAGACGACCUGGACGCGUUUUCAGACGGAGAGCUGGGCUGUGAGGACGGAGUGCUGGGCUUCAGUGAUUCACUGAGUGGAGAGGUCAAACCUCGUAUACUGUUGAUGGGCCUACGGAGGAGUGGAAAGUCCUCCAUCCAGAAGGUGGUUUUUCACAAGAUGUCCCCCAAUGAGACCCUGUUCCUGGAGAGCACCAACAAGAUCUGCAGGGAGGACGUCUCCAGCAGCUCUUUCGUCAGCUUCCAGAUCUGGGACUUCCCCGGACAGAUCGACUUCUUCGAUCCCACCUUCGACUACGAGAUGAUCUUCAGAGGAACCGGAGCGCUGAUCUUUGUCAUCGACUCACAGGAUGACUACGUGGAGGCUCUGAGCAGGCUGCACCUCACUGUGACCAGGGCCUACAAAGUCAACCCAGACAUCAACUUCGAGGUGUUCAUUCACAAAGUGGACGGCCUGUCGGACGACCACAAGAUCGAGAAGCAGAGGGACAUUCAAAAACGAGCCAGCGACGACCUCGCAGACGCAGGCCUGGAACGAAUCCACCUGAGCUUCUAUCUGACCAGUAUAUACGACCACUCCAUCUUCGAGGCCUUCAGUAAAGUGGUCCAGAAGCUCAUCCCUCAGCUGCCCACGCUGGAGAACCUGCUCAACAUCUUCAUAUCAAACUCGGGUAUUGAGAAGGCCUUCCUGUUUGAUGUGGUCAGUAAGAUUUACAUCGCCACAGACAGCAGCCCAGUGGACAUGCAGACGUACGAACUGUGCUGCGACAUGAUCGACGUGGUCAUUGACAUCUCCUGCAUCUAUGGGCUGGCAGACUGUGAGGCUGGGUUACCCUAUGACAAGGAGUCCAUGGCCAUCAUCCAUCUGAACAACACUACAGUCAUGUACCUGAAGGAGGUCACCAAGUUCCUCGCCAUGGUCUGCUUCGUGCGCAGGGACAGCUUUGAGAGGAAAGGACUCAUCGACUACAACUUCCACUGCUUCAAGAAAGCCAUCCAGGAGGUUUUUGACGUUCGAGUGAAGGUUCAACAGAACCGUAAACUCCUCAGUAACAGGAGGUGGAGCAAACUGACUCUGACCAACGGAGGGCUCAACAACCCCCACUGAGGACAGGUGACAUCACAUCGGUCCUCUCAGUAUCCGGAGCUGCACCCAGACAAAUUCAGGAGCCUCCAUCCUCAUUCAGAGUGUUUCAUCUUACUGGGAAUUGUCCUGUUCCGUCCUCCAGCUGUCUGUCCAGAGAGGACAGUGCCUUUCACCGGGGCUGACUGACUUUAAUGCACAAAAAUUGUUUUCAAGUAGGAAGUGAGACGAAUACAGGAAGAUGACCUGAUUUUAUUCCCCCACCCUCCAUGGCAGUAAUGGUGGAGUAAUGUGCCUCAAUAGACCACAGAAACUCACACUGUCAAAACUGGGAGACUGUGUGAUUUGAAUGGCUACUUGCAGAGAUCAUGCUUUACUAUUAUUCACUAGUGAUGUGUCUCAGAGUCAGUGUGCUUGUGUCAUGUGAUUCUCUGUGAGACAAGGGCUGUAAAUAUAUAUAUUUUAGUCUGGUGCCUUGGCUCUGCUCACAUGACGCUCUGGAACAAUUCUGAGAGAGUUUGACCCUGAGGUGCACAACAUCUAACACAUAUGAGCACAUGUUAAAAAAGAAAGAGUCAAAAAUGAUGACUAAAAUGCUAAUGCAGGAGCAAGGACGUAGAACUCAGUGUUGUGUGCAGAGUACAUGGAUGUCAGAUGUGUAUAUAGACAGUGUUACAUACAUGAGUGACAAUAAAAUCACUUUGUGCCUCCCUCAGCUACCAGAGCGUCUGUGGAUCACCCUUUAGACACCACAUCACUCCUAACAGGCUGAACUGGGAACCAGUAUGACCACAGAAUGAAUUAAAGCCAUCACUUCCAUGUUAGGACUGAAAGUUCUAUUAACAACAAUAAAAAAAGACCAGCAGAAUAAGAGACCAAACGAAGUGACGUGUUCUGUGUGUCGAUCUCCUCCACGCCGACACACAACAAAUAGUGCUGCUGUGGCAGUCAGUCAGUCAGAGCGUGUGUUGGUGUUACAAACAGGGGAUGCUGAAGAAACUACGGCAGGGCAAACUAGAAUUAAUAUUAAUUUACUACUACAAGUAAUAAAAACAUAAGUUACUACAUUAAUGGACGAGCCUAUUAAUUGUCUUGACAUUGGUAAAGAUCAUGGCUCACCAUCUUCCAUCAGCAAAACCUUUCUGUCUGUUGUCUGUGAUUUGUGGACGGUAAUAAAAUCUUUGGAAAGUGCAAGUCAUUCUCAUCUAAAUCACUUUGAGUCGUGUUUGUUAAGAUUUGACUGAGCUAUAAUUUUGAGAGGGACUGGGAUUUUUAUCUUUUUGAUUUACUGAUGAAUGAUUUAGGUUUUCUCCACCACGGGAUCUUACUGGCCUAUAACUAGAGGUUCUGGUUUUGUACUCAAGUUCCUGAACCUGAACUUCAGCACUGGAGGUGAUAUUGAAUUAAAAUCAAGGAGGAGUGUGACAGAUGGUUUGCAGCAUUACAAAACGAUAUAGCCCGGUGUUAAAUGCACCAUGUCUUGUUUACAGUUCUUUCAGUAUGGACAGAAACAUACUCAAAGGCACUUUAAUGUUGUAUCUAUUAUCCAUAAGCUCAGAGCCUGAAGAACAAAAUGUGUACGGGUCUGGAAAGCCAAUCAGAAACAUUAGGGACUUUAAGCAGUGACACUUGAAGGGACGGCUAAGGCGUGAUGUGAUGAUGUAGAAUUCAUGUGGACACUUCCUACUGUCGCAGCCCAUCUGUCUGCUACAGCAGAAAGACCAGUUUGCCCUUUGAUAUGUCAAAGAGUUAGCAGGUAAUUAUAGGUUUUUGUAGUAUUGAACUCUGUUAUUUCAUUUAUAUUCCAUUAAACUGUUGGUAGAUUUAUGGAAUAUAUUUGUUAAAGAUAGCUGCUAAUUUGACUGAUUUUUCCAGUUUAGUCAUAGACAUGUCAGCUGGUGCCAGCAGCGCUCAAGAUGCUGAGAGGCAACCCAAGUAAAUAGCAACUGGCUCAUGUUCCACUAGCCAAACACUAAAACUGUUGUUAACCUCCAUCCUCUCUCUCCAGCCCACAACCUGACUGUGCUGUGUGUUGAUGAAACCAUGACGCUGUCCGUGGUGCUGAAGGAACAGACGGAUUUAAACAAACUCCUCCUCUCGUCCUUUUAAGCUCAGAGCAGCCUCGGUUUCCUGAAGAAGUGAAGUAGCUGUUGUUAGAGUUAAAUGUUGCUUAGUGAUCUUUGAUUUCCAUCACUACAACAAAGUAUUGAAAUAUAUUAAGGUUAAACUAAGGUUUAGAACAUGGACCUCACAGGUUCAGGUUCUGUGAAGCUCCAGGUCGCAGGUUGCAAUGGAAAAAGGCCUAAUGACAAGUCUGAGUCAUGAGCUUAUUCUGAUGUGUUAAUGGCUAUCACAUGAGACAGCUGCUCAGGGUUCCAGUUCUCUGUCAGUCUGGUCCAAGGUUGGUUUACUGUGCAACCUAUAUUUUCAAUCCCUUAUAUGUACGUUUCACAAUAACUGUGACUUGUUGUCACUGUUUGUAUUUGAAAAGCUCAGUAAAGUUUGUACCCAGCAGUGGGUAUGUAUUACUCAAUGCAGUGGUUCCCAGUCUUUUCCAACUCAAGGCCCACUUGAAAACCUUCAAACUUUUGGCGGCCAACAUUCAACGUUCUAUAAGGAGACAUCAGGAAUAGUCACUUGUCUGAGUAGAUCAUUUGUGCAGCUCUCUCUGUGCUUAGUCCUUACUUACAUGACAACUUGACAACUGCUGUUACUGUUUCAUAAACCUGAUCAAAAGUGUCACAACAUGCAUGUGGAGUUGAGAGUUUCAGUUGGUGUAAACUUGUAGAGAGUAUGUUGAAUGAUAUGAUGUGAUGUUAUUCAUGUCACGACAGAGAUGGUUUCACAGUGUGUUAAAGUGUGUUUUCAUUAGUUUAAAGGAAACAUGUUGUUUUCUUAGGAGGAAAAAGUAUCACGAGUUAUACUGUAUAAUCAACAUGGUGAAAGCUAUCUACAUCACCAAAUUUACUUUCACUGAGUGCACCUUACUCAUUGUGAACAUCAUCAUAAUAUAAUAAUUCAUAUGGAAGUUGUUUCUGAUGUUUGUGAUUAAAUCUCUUUGAACAUGA
Molecule: messenger RNA, 4339 nt
Organism: Seriola aureovittata
Lineage: Eukaryota; Metazoa; Chordata; Actinopteri; Carangiformes; Carangidae
Gene: rragd
Product: ras-related GTP binding D
Exons: 7
Coding region: 114-1295 (393 amino acids)
Biological process (GO): regulation of autophagy; cellular response to starvation; cellular response to amino acid stimulus
Cellular component (GO): Gtr1-Gtr2 GTPase complex; lysosome; nucleus
Molecular function (GO): GTPase activity; GTP binding
Source: RefSeq, a predicted model, not a curated record